AUGAUAGAAAAUGGACAUUCAUCCCAGCAAAAAGAAAUUAAGAGUAACAAAAAAGAGGACUACCUUCCUUCUGUGUCCUCCCAUGGCAGGAGUGGUUGGGUUGGGGUGGGGCAGGGGUGGGGAAAGAGACCCCUUGAAGAAGAUUAUAAAGAUGUGGAACAUCUCAAAGAAAACAUUCCUCCCCAUUUGCCUCAAGUAACAGUAAGCCAGAACUUUGUUAAUGGAUCAGAUCUUGACCCCGAAGAACCAGUCAAAGUUGAGGAACCUGCACCCAUAAAGAAGCCCCCCAAAGAACAAAAAAAUAUUAAAGAAAUGCUAUUUAUAACUUCUGAUGAGUUUAAUGGCAUUCCUGCGUACAUGAAAUGCCGCUUAACCUAUUGUCAAAUUAAUGAUGUUAUUAAGGAAAUCAACAAGGCAGUGGUUAGUAAAUAUAAGAUCCUGCAUCAACCAAAAAAGUCUAUGAGUUCUGUGGUCAGAAAUCUCUAUCACAGAUUUAUUGAUGAAGAAACGAAGGAAACCAAAGGCCAUUAUUUUGUAGUGGAAGCUGACAUAAAGGAGUUCACAGCUUUGAAAGUUGACAAGAGGUUUCAUGUGAUACUGAAUAUUUUACGACACUGCCGGAGGCUGUCAGAGGUCCGAGGGGGAGGACUUACCCGAUAUGUUAUAACAUAAGGCCCUUGUGAGCUUUUGA
Molecule: messenger RNA, 691 nt
Organism: Hippopotamus amphibius kiboko
Lineage: Eukaryota; Metazoa; Chordata; Mammalia; Artiodactyla; Hippopotamidae
Product: spindle and kinetochore-associated protein 1-like
Exons: 2
Coding region: 1-672 (223 amino acids)
Biological process (GO): cell division; regulation of microtubule polymerization or depolymerization; mitotic cell cycle
Cellular component (GO): outer kinetochore; mitotic spindle; spindle microtubule
Molecular function (GO): microtubule binding
Source: RefSeq, a predicted model, not a curated record